Molecule: messenger RNA, 2000 nt
Organism: Effrenium voratum
Lineage: Eukaryota; Dinophyceae; Suessiales; Symbiodiniaceae
Source: the annotation of a GenBank genome assembly
GAUACCAUUCCCAUCGCCGUGCGAGGGCAAGCGGGGCACCAUGCCCUCACGAAUGACACCCACACUUGGUGGAGUGCGGUCACUACCGGGACGGACAUGGUCGUCGAGGUGCCUUUCUCCCGUUGGGGGCACUUCGAUGGGAUCUACGACCCUGAUCCCAACUGCUGGAUGGAGUCCGUGACCUUUCCAGGUGGCGGCAUCCUGAAGACCAGCGUGAAGCACGUGCAGUUCAUCGAGGGGUCUGAGCUCUUUGACAACAAGUUCUUCGGCAUCUCGAAUAUGGAGGCCCUGGGCAUGGACCCCAUGCAGCGGCACGUGCUGGAGACCAGCUAUGAGGCUCUCCACGGCGCAGGCUACCGAAAGCCUCAGCUCCUGCGAUCGUACAUCGCGGUCUUCACAGGGUGCACCAAUCCGGAGUACGCGUAUGUGCCCCACGAUAUGGGCGCCCUCUCCGGGGCAGGCGCCUCCCAGGCAAUUACUUCGAAUCGAGUCUCUUUCCAGCUCGGCUUGAUGGGCCCCUCCACCUCCAUCGACUGCGACCUCAGCUCCGCAGCCAUGGCCAUGACCCUGGGGAACUCCGCCGUCUCCAACCAGAACAUCCGUCGCAACCAAUCCGGGGGCACCAGCACGGCGGCUCUGAUCAGCGGGGUCUACUUCUGCUUGACUCCUGUCAUGUGGCCCCGAUGGAAUGCCUUCAUGAACCCCGCAGGCCGAGCCUUCAGCUUUGACCAGCAGGCCAAUGGCUACGUGGUGGGCGAGGGCUGCCUCACGGUGGUUCUGAAGCCUUAUGCGGAGAAGGUGGAGCAAGAGCUGGUAGUGGCGAACGAGCCCUCCGUCGGCAACAUGGUGGGCUGGCACAUUGUGAACAAUGGCAGGAACGCAGGCCUUGCGGCUCCCAGCGGCCCCAUGGAACAGGAGGUCAUCGCAGAGUCCUUCCGAAUGGCUGGCUUGAGCCCGCUGGACGUGGAUGGCAUGGAAUGCCACGCGGAAGGCUCCCGCCUGAGCGAUGCUGUGGAGCUCAGCGCAUGUGUGGCGGUGCUGCGGAGAUGUGAGGGCGGGGACAAGGAGAUGCUGAUCUUCGGGUCCUGCAAAGCUAAUACCGGGGUGCAGCGAGAGGCUUGCUUCAUGUCAGGCUUCCUGAAGGUGAUGCUGAACAUGAGAUAUGCCAACAAUCCGCCCGCCAUCCACUUGAAGCAGUUGAACCCCUACUUCGAGGCUGGAGAUGCGGCGCAUUGCAUCAACACCGAGUCAAUGCCCUACCGCGACAGCCGGGUGUUUCACGGCAUCGGGUCGCGGGGCUGGGGCGGCACCAGCAUCAACCUGGUCUGCUGGGGCGCAGCUGAUGCUAGCAUCGUCCCGGUGUCGAGGCCUAAACUCUUCAGGCGAUCCUUCGCCUACUGGCCGGCUGAUGCAGAGAAAACUGAAGAGGUCACCAGCUACUACCUGGCGGGUUCCUGGAACAACUGGCAGCCACAGCCCAUGAGUCGUGGCUCGGAUGGGUGCUUCACCGGCACCGUGACGCUGGGCCCAGAAGGCUUCGAGAGCUUCCAGGUCUGGGUGGAAGGAGACUCGCGCCAGGUGCUGCAUCCGGAUCGGCCCAAUGCGGCGUCCGGCAGCCGCGCGUUGGGGCCGGACCCACUGGACCUCAUCCAGCAGUACCACCUCAAUUGGCUGAUCGACGGCCGUGCCCUGGCUGGACGCGAAUCGGCAUUGACGUCUACCCAGCUGCCGCAGCCUGCGGAGUUGGCGCGGGCGAGGGACGCCGGCGAGCCUGGGGACGAGUACCAAGUGAAGCUGUGGAGUGGCAAGUUCCAGGCUGUAGCCUGGGAGCGCCGGAAGCCCGCGUUCUGAGAGGUCGAUCGCUUGGUGUACAUAGGACCUUAGGAGCUUAUGAGGAGAGAUCAAAUCGGAGCCUUCGAAAAGAACCACUCCUUUGAUGAGAAGCGUCUUUCUGGGGCUGGGAUUUGGCGCCUUUGGUCUCCUCCCAAGUCGGCUCUGGU